UUAGACCCCACGAGACGGUUAUUUGUAUCCGCUUGUUUAACCAAACAAUUACAGUUUCUUAAAAGGGAAAUUAGGGUUCUCAACCAAUGAACCUGUUUGCGGGAGAAGGAAAGAUCCCUCCCAACUCCUUCUGUAUUAAUAGAAUUGUCAGUCCCGAUUAGAAAUACAAUUAGGAAGAUUACCAAUAGAACUUGCCUUCUGUUGCACCCGUUGUGUUACAACCUCUCGUGAAAUCCCGUGAGAUUAGACCUUUAAUGGCCGACGGUAAUGUCACAGUCCUGCAGUCCACGACUGUAGCCGAGCGUGGUAUCAAGUGUUAUUAGAAGCUCCGUGGUUGUAGCGGGAAGUUGAUUUGAUAAUAGACCUACCACAAUAGGAAAGGAUUGACACUAUUGAUCAGGUUGUGGCAGGCGACUGUACCAGAGUGUUAAAUGCUGAUCGCCAAGGCAGUUGAGUAUAUGUGAGAACUAACUUUGACAUGGAUCAAGUAUCUGUCCACCAGUUUCUGCGGGGGAUGUGGCUAUGAUUGAGUGCAUGUCUCCCUGCGUGGUACAUGUGCGGACUUGUGUGUUAACGUCCUUGUAACCAGCAAUACGCGCUGGCUUAAGGCACGGGUAUGAAAAAUGGACACGUAUGGGCUUUUUACCCUACUUGUAUUCUUGAUAUGCGUACUUGGUUCGGGGACUUGGGGGAGGGUCCGUAUCACCCUCCCCGUCAUCGUGCAUCUGCGAUGGGAUCGGUACCAUUACAGCCGUCAUCUCCCCGGGGGUAGGACUAUGCCAUCGAGGGACACUACCUUGCGACGGUUCUUUUACCUCCAGGGGCAGCUCAUUCUGUUGAAGGAAGGUGACCCUAAGCACAUUCUGGACGCUUUCUGUGACACAAUCUUCCAGCUAGAAGCACCUGUCGUCCUUUACAUCAACAAUCCCUACCACCACAAUGCCAACCCCGCCGCAACGCACUAUUUCCGAAGUAUCACUCAAUAUUUAGGACUUCCGGUCAUAACAUGGGACCCGGAAUACCAUGUUACUUCACAGACCCACACCACGACUCGGAAUCUUGUGAUUUCUCCCACGAUCCAUCACCAGGUCAAGGCGAUGCUCAGUAUGCUCGGCCGCUACAACUGGACAGACAUUGCCAUCGUUACCACCAACGAGACAGGUCAUACUGACUUCAUAUCAGCUGUCAACGACUUAACGAGAGUAUCCAAAUCAGCUGAUCCAUACGAUGACAUCAACCACCCUAAACCCAGAUUUCGCAUUUUGGAGACCUUGAUUUUGCGGAACGUGAGGAACGAGGUGAAAUUCUGUCAGGAAAUGCAACGUCUCAUUGAGGUGGACUCCAGGAUUAUGCUUCUUUACAGCCGCAGGUCGCAAACAUACGUCGUCAUGGAAUGCGCACGCAAACUGAAAAUUACAGGAUCUGAAUAUGUGUGGAUUUUAUCAAUGGAUUCAGUACCCAAAAACAGCAAAACUUGGGUUAAUCCAACAAAACUGCCUUAUGGAUUGUUCGGUGUGUGGUACGACUACGGGAGGAGAGCCAUGACGGAGGCCAUUGACACGAGUGUAGAAAUCUGGAAAAACGCACUCAAGAUGAUAGCACAGGAUACGGAACGGGGUGGCAGCGUUAACCUUCAGACCCCUAACUUCACCUGCAGCAGCAACAACACGGGGUUCUGGACAGGUGGUGCACAUAUGUAUGAAAAACUUCGAAGUGUCUCUAUGAUCAACAAGGGGGGCCAGGAAAUCGACUUUAAUGCAGCCGGACAGUUGAUGCAUCCCAAACUGAAGAUCAUCAAUAUACAACGAAACAGUCUUAAAGGCGGCAAAAACUGGACAGUGGUCGGUCAAUGGACACGAGAAGGCUUAUCCAUGCGUCGUAUCACGUGGCCCGGGGAGGCUCUUGGUCCACCAAAGGGAAAACCAAAACGUCGUUUUCUCAGAAUAGCAACGUUAAGAGAGAACCCGUAUGUUAUCUACCAAGAAAUGCCACAAGGGGGCGUGUGUGGGCCUCAUACCGUCGCCUGUGAGGUAUACCCUCGGGACAAGGAAACAUUCAAACGACUGAGUAACGAGACGGAUACGAAGUGCUGUACUGGAUUAAGCAUAGACCUUCUGUUCGAACUCAGCGCAGAGCUUGAAUUUGACUAUGAGCUGUUUGAAGUUUAUGACGGACAGUGGGGAGCUGAGGUCAACAAGGAGUGGAACGGCUUGGUUCGGGUACUUCUUGACAAGAAGGCGGACAUGGUGAUCACUUCCCUCAAGAUCAACCCUGAGAGGAGUACAGCUGUAGACUUCUCUGUCCCAUUCCUUAAGACUGGGAUCACCAUCAUCGUCUCAAUCCGAGACGGGGCCAUAUCACCAACAGCCUUACUUGAGCCCUACGACUACCCAUCAUGGUGCUUCAUACUGCUGUUCAGUGUCCACGCAACAGGGGCUUCUAUCUUCAUCUUUGAGUGGCUGAGUCCCUAUGGAUUAGACAGGGGCAGCGCACUAUCUAAGGACCACAAGUUCUCCCUGUUCCGUUCCUUGUGGCUGAUAUGGGCAAUGUUGUUCAGUGCAGCCGUUACAACCGACACGCCACGGGGUAUCUCCAGUCGCUUCCUCGGGAACAUGUGGGCUCUCUUUGCUCUUGUGUUCUUGGCCAGCUACACUGCCAACCUCGCAGCCUUCAUGAUCACCAAGAAGGAGUACUACGAUUUGUCUGGUAUCCAGGAUUGGAGGCUCCAAAACCCGAAGGCCAUGAAGCCACCAUUCAAAUUCGGUACCAUUCCUAAUGGCAGCACAGAGACGAACAUCAAGAGCAACGACCCCGAAAUGUACAAGUACAUGAGGCGCUACAACAGGCCAUCCGUGGCAGAGGGCAUCAAGGCAGUCACGCGACAACAGCUCCAUGCCUUCAUCUAUGAUGCGACUGUGUUGGAGUACCUGGCUGGACAGGACAAAAAGUGUAGCCUCAUCACCGUGGGGAAGUGGGGAGCCAUGACAGGGUACGGAGUUGCUUUUCCCAGGGGGUCCCCAUGGAUCGACAAGGUUAAUGGUGUCAUACUUCGACUGACACAGAAAGGAGAGAUGGAGCGACUUCAGAAGUUCUGGUUGUCUGGAGCAUGUCAUAACAAUAAGAAGAAGGAUCCUAAUUCUAACGGCUUUGGUCAGGGGGCCAAGAGUUCUUAUCUGGGCAUCAGAAACUUCACCAGCGCGUUUAUAUUCUUGGCUGGUGGUAUUGCCUUGGGCGUCAUCUUGGUGGUCUUGGAACAUCUAUACUUUCGCUUUGGUCGGAAUAGACUCAAGCAAUGGGACAAACGUGGCUGUUGUGCCCUUGUCAGUUUGAGCAUGGGUCGAUCUCUCACAUUCAAACAGUAUGUGACCAAGGCAAUAGAUGUCCACAAACGGCAUCGCUGCACGGACAGGACUUGCCAGGCCCAGUUUUGGGAGGUUCAACAUGAACUAGAUGCAGCAUUGGGAAAGGUGGACAAACUACAAACACUAAUUACACAUAUAAAACAACAGAAAGAAGAUAGAUGUGUGUGGAGAUUCGAGUCAGAAGGUCAUCCAAACUUAAGUCCAGCUAAGACGACAACUCCACUGAGAGAGAAUGCUGAAGAGAGACAUGUGGAAGGUGCAUGUGAACAGCCAAGACGUCGUCAAGAUGAUGCGGACAAGAAAGGAAGUGAUGUCUCACAGGUUGAGAAGGUCAGGGACGAACUGAUGAAGCUUCUUCAGGAUGAAUGCGAGCGAGAGAGCGUCAUAUGAAUUCUAUUUCGUUGACAUUUUGGUACGGUAGCUAAUAUUUGUGGCUGCCUAUCUUGUCACUUCAACGAAGCUUCAACGAGCAUUCAUCAGUAUUGAUCACAGUUGCAGCCACGCGGGACCUUUAAAUAUUAAAGAACAUACAUCGAUGUGAGAAAGCUCAAAUGACAAUAUGCUGACGUGAAAUGAUUAAAAAACACCGUGUCUUCCAAUCAAUACAUUUGUAUACCUUCCAUCACUACGUGGCUCAUGGUGCACACAUAUAAACCAUUAUGGGAGAGUAUGUCUGUGUGACAGUAACAUGUCGACACUGACACCCUCUGAUAUUUGAACAUAAGACAAUGGCAUCUGGGGUUUAUUUAGGACUUGAGUUCCAUCGCUACUGUUUUCAGUAUUUAACACUGACACGUUUACAGGGACAAUACAAUUACUUUUGGGACAGCCUUGAUGAAGCCAUGUCAACAACGAACACUCUGCUCCAAAUUUCCUUGUCCCCUUUAAUAGAUAACCUGUUUAUUCUUGCCAUGCAAUGGGAACAUAAGAAUAGAUUCGUGCACGAACGCUGUUUUCGAUUGUUUAUAUUUAAACGACGCUUUGUUGACUAACCAACUAUCCGUUUCAAAAGUUGUUUCCCCGUCGCAUUCCCUAGAGAGGCAAAGCGGAGAUUGACGUCAAAUGUCAGUGCACAUUGCUCACACAAACAAGGAGAACAACAGCAAUAGCUCUGAUGUUCCGACAUCAACGGAACCGUUAGAGGUGAUUCUGUAAUGUUUACCCAAACGUAGAUUUAGCGUUGGAUGAUAUAUGUCAUUGCCUUAAUAUUGAAUUCAGAAGAAUGUUUUGAGAUUGUUACUGGAAUGAUUAUGAGGCAUCAUUAAAACACUUGCACAUACCAUCUGUCACGAAAUCAUACAAACAUUCAUACCUUAAGAAAGAUUCAGUUCCAUUUAGCAAUGUUGUAAAAUCGGUAGAAUGAUCGGGCUUCUUAUAGUGUAUAUGUCAAUAGAUGCCAAUACAAUAAUGCUUAUCAGAGCUUCCUAACUGUACAUAGAGCAUUGGCUUCAGGGUAGUAACGUUUUGUCACACUGUUAUGUAUUUUCUUCGAGAGACGUUGGUAGUGGUUGGUUCCCACAGUUUGUAAAUAAAACCAUUUUCCGUUUUCCUGCGUAUGGAUGCAUUCAAAAGUACGUCCCUUCUUGUAUGAGAUAGUACCUUUGGCAAUGAUUGUAAAGGAACGGAUCAUUUUAUCUGCCAGGUAUACAAGUGUGUUCAUGCUUCGUUCAUCUUAACACGUAAACUUGGUGUUAACUGUCGGAAGGGACACAGUCUACAUAAGGGAGAUGGUUUCGGUACAACUAUAGGAUACGUUCUUUACUUUGUUUCCAGAUUGUAACCGGUUAUUCUGUCUUCUUGACAUUUGGUAACCUGUUCCAUUUUGACCCAAUUUAAAAUCUUCUUUAGGGUUAUGGUUACACCUAUUUUACUAUCCUACACUUAGCAUUUUGUAGGAUUUUGGUGGGCUAAAAAACACAUUCUAUAGCUUGCCCUCCCACACGCUGUAUGUUUACAUGUAUACGACUUCUUUACAAGUAUAUCUAUAUACAAUGUAUAGUUUUCAUCACUUGGUAAAAGUAGGAUGAAUACUUUUUGAUAGGUUAUAUCGCGACCGAGAACGUAAAAUUGCCGAUUUCUAACUUAUUCUAUUCUGUUAUAUUCUAUUACCUUUCCCAUUAUUCUGAUUAAUGAAUGUUCUAAAUUUAUUUUUAAUGUUUGAACAUAAAAUCCAUAAGAAAUUAAAGGUUUAGCCGAACAAUUGCCUCAUUACAGCAUUUUCCAUGUAGAUGUGGUAGAUAUUUCAAAACAUUAAUUUGUAAUCUUGUGUAUCAUGUUAUGACAGGAUACAUCUUCAAGGACAAAUGUCUAUGCAUGUAAUUUACAUUUUGUAUAACCUGUUAUAAUUAGGCUACCUGGCGUUUGUUGACCUGGUUUAACGUACCUGACAAUUAGGGGAAACACAGACACGAGCAACGAAACGAUACCACACUGAAUGCGAAUGAGCAGAUGACCUGUGACGUUAAAUGGCAAACUUUUUUUGUCUGCGUUGGUGUCCUGUUUCUUCGGGGAAAAGUGUGUAGUACUAUUGUACCAGGGAACUAUAAACAGUGCUGAUAUCGCAGGUCAUUAGACAAACAGAACAAGUCAGGUAACAUCAUUUACAUUUAAAUUACACAGACAUAUAUAUAAUGCAAAUGUGUUAUGUUAUCUCCUUUUAUGUUAUAUAAUUAAACACAUCCAGGUCAAUAGGAUUUCACUUUUUCUUGGCUAAAGGAAGGUGAACAUUUCGUACUUCUUGACGUUAUCUUGGGAUGGCAUAAGAUUACAGAGAAAAUGAUUAAACAAUGCAUGACGAUCAGACUUUAUUAAUCAGACAUUUAUGUGUCUGUUUCUUUCCUGUGGUUUCUUUCUUUCAUAGUCCACAAUGAGAUGUUCUCUUAUAGCGCUGACAUGCCAUGCAUCGGCCUGACAAAUAUGUUCUUUUUUAUACAGAAGCCAUUCCGUGAAAUAAAAUGUAUUGAAGGUUGUUUGCCGUCCUUUUUGUGAUUAAUAUAUGUGACUUUUGUAUGGGAGAGUACUCAGUGGAACAUAUAUAUAUAUGUGAUUGUCUCCCUUUCACUAACUGGAGACCUGUGGUAUUGUUUCGUGAGUUAAAGCUAUUGAGGAGAGGUAUACAUUAUGGAUUUCAAUGACUGUGUUGGAUUAUCAAAGUUUUCAUUCAUUUACUGUAGCAUGUUAAUCACAUGUAACUAUUUCAAUAUACCGGCAUUAGUAUAUAUUUCUGAGAUUUGCAAGGAAAUAAAUAUGGACGAAUU
Haliotis rufescens (red abalone) is the source of this 6619-nucleotide messenger RNA. RefSeq names its product glutamate receptor ionotropic, NMDA 2B-like. The record is from RefSeq and is a predicted model, not a curated record. The coding region runs from base 624 to 3752 and encodes 1042 amino acids. Gene Ontology annotation, biological process: synaptic transmission, glutamatergic; monoatomic ion transport; modulation of chemical synaptic transmission. The transcript is spliced from 17 exons. Lineage: Eukaryota; Metazoa; Mollusca; Gastropoda; Lepetellida; Haliotidae. Gene Ontology annotation, molecular function: transmitter-gated monoatomic ion channel activity involved in regulation of postsynaptic membrane potential; NMDA glutamate receptor activity. Gene Ontology annotation, cellular component: postsynaptic membrane; plasma membrane.